AAGAGUUGAAGAGUCCGACUUGAGCCGAACAAGACUCUUGGGGAGGCUGAUCCAGCCCACACAAAGGAAGCCGAACAACCAAACAACAAAGCAGCUCUCGCACACGCUCCGUGGACAACCCGACGGUAAAAGAGACAUGCGAAGAUCUUUGGCUGGCUUGAAGUAAAGUCGGAAACCUGGAAAGAUGGCGCGCACGCAGGCUCGCCUGUUCCUCGCCUUGGCUUUGCUUGGAAUUUUCUUCCUCCACGUCUCCGUGGAAGGAGCGCAACAGGAGGUGGAGGAGGAGGUGGUGGAGGAGGAGGAGAAGAUGUCCUGUCAGGGAGCGUUUGACCUCUACUUUGUUGUGGACAAAUCGGGGAGCGUCAAGCAUCACUGGAACGAGAUUUACAACUUUGUAAAACAAGUGGCACAAAAAUUUAUUAGCCCCAUGCUGAGAAUGUCCUUUAUAGUUUUCUCCACACAAGGAAAAAUCAUCAUGAAGCUGACUGAGAACAGGGAGGCCAUAACUGAAGGCUUAAAGGCUCUAUACGAUGUCAAACCUGGAGGAGACACAUAUAUGAACUUAGGCCUGGAGAUGGCUAACACACAGAUAUAUCAAGAGAACCACGGAACUGCCAGUGUUAUCAUCGCCCUGACUGAUGGAGAACUGAAUGAGUGGCAGUUUGACACUGCGCAGCGAGAGGCACAAAGGGCCAGGUCUCUGGGAGCCACCGUUUAUUGUGUGGGGGUUAAAGAUUUUAACCAGACCCAGCUUGCAACUAUCGCAGACACCAUGGAACAUGUGUUUCCUGUAGUGGGAGGCUUCCAAGCCCUCAGGGGAAUCAUCGACUCGAUCAUCAAGAAGUCUUGCAUCGAGAUUUUGGCGGCGGAGCCAUCCAGCGUGUGUGCGGGAGAGAGUUUCCAGGUGGUCGUUAGAGGCAACGGGUUUCUCCACGCAAGAAACAUCAACCAGGUCCUCUGCAGCUUCAAACUGAACGACACGGUGACCGUGGAUGAAAGACCAGCUGGAAUAGAAGAUACCUUCCUGCUUUGCCCGGCUCCUGUCGUAGAAGAAGUGGGAAGGGUGAUCUACCUGCAGGUGAGCAUGAACGAGGGGCUCUCCUACAUCACCAGCUCCGUUCACAUCACCACAACGGAGUGUUUUGACGGCACCAUCGUGCUAAUUUCAUUACUGGUUGUGUUCCUGCUCUUGGCUCUGCUGCUGAUGUGGUGGUUCUGGCCUCUGUGCUGUACUGUGGUGAUCAAAGAACCUCRACCACCUCCACCUCCAGAGCCUGAUUCAGAUGAGGAUGAUGGGAUGCCCAAGAAGAGGUGGCCCACAGUGGAUGCUUCAUAUUACGGAGGAAGAGGAGUGGGUGGCAUCAAACGCAUGGAGGUGCGAUGGGGGGAGAAAGGGUCGACCGAGGAAGGCGCUAAACUGGACAAACCUAAAAACGCAGUUGUGAAGAUGCCGGAGCAGGAGUUUGAACCUUACGAGCCCAAGCCUCGGAAACCUCCCCGCCGUCCUCCUCAGCAGAAGAAGUGGUACUCCCCCAUUCAGGGGAAACUCGAUGCUCUGUGGGCUCUGUUCAGACGAGGUUACGACCAGGUAUCUUUAAUGAGACCGCAGCCUGGAGAUCAGGGUCGCUGUAUUCGUUUUCAGCGGGUCAAAGAGGAGUCCUCGAAUUUUCAGGCGACCCCCCUGAGGCCUCACUCCACCUCGGCUCCCACGCCUCCUCAGUCAGACGAGGAGGGACCUCUAGUGUCCAACUCGGUCCCCCGUACGAAGCCUCCGUCGAGAGGGCCGCGCACCGUGACGCCCCCCGUCACCACGCCUCCCUCCCGCGCGCCCCCUCCCAUGGCCCGACCUCUGCCGGGCCCACCCCCAGCUCGUGCGCCACCGGGCCUUCUGGUCCCCCCACCAUCUCGACCCCCGCCAAGGCUGUAAGAGAAUAAAUCCAAAACAGGGAUGUUAUACCAUUAAAAUAAUAAUAGUAAUAAAAAAUACCCCCAUUUCAAGGCCAAACACCAAAGAUGAAAGUCUUCCAGGUCAGAGGUGUUGAGCUCUGUGCCUUGUUGCUGGACAGCAAAACGUAUCKGAUGUCAAAAUCAGCUACUGAGUUUCAUCAAGGACUAAACCGAUACACAAAAAAACAGGUAUGAGGAACAGAAAAAAAAAAGUAUUUAAUCAGGCCUUGUAUGUACAGCUGAGGCCUGUUGACUAAGAUGGUAAGUGUAAGUGCAAUCCUUCAUUGUUGUUGUGGGUUAGUUUGACAGUUGAUAUCUGAAUGAUGAAAUCAAAAAGUAAAACAGACUUUGUGGAUCUGCAUGCAGUAAUCUUAGAGCGAGGAGGUGUAAUGAAAUACAGCAUGUGGACAAAAUAUUAGUGAUGUCAGUUAUGUUGGCUUUGUCUUGUAAUUACACAGCCAGUCUGAGUGUCGACAAUUCAUUUGUAAUUAUACCUUUUCAACAAAUAAAAUGUUUUUGUCUACAACUUAUAGUUAAAAUUUAGUGUAAGAGUUCAGCGAUCCUAUUGCAACUGCAGGGCAGUUUUUUUUUAAGUUUUUAUUUAUUGUAAUAUACUCCGUUUUCUGCUUAGAAUCUGGUGGCUUUGUCGUUUUUUUUAAUCAGUGGGGCUGAAUCAGAGCAGGGUUUAGGAAGCAUUUUGGUGGAGGAUGUAAACGGUAAAAACUACAUUGAAAAUUAGCAUCUUCAGGGUUUGGUUUUCUGUAUUUUUUUGACAUGAAAUGAUCAUUGGCAUUAUUUCGUUAACAAUUUUGAUUUCAAUAAAGAAUUUUUUUUUUUUUUUUACAUA
Messenger RNA from Austrofundulus limnaeus, 2794 nucleotides. RefSeq names its product anthrax toxin receptor 1. The record is from RefSeq and is a predicted model, not a curated record. Gene Ontology annotation, molecular function: transmembrane signaling receptor activity. Gene Ontology annotation, cellular component: plasma membrane; cell surface. Lineage: Eukaryota; Metazoa; Chordata; Actinopteri; Cyprinodontiformes; Rivulidae.